AUGGUUAACAAUAAGCGACUUGAAUUGGUUUGUCAUCGCUGGCGCGAGUUGUGUUUGAUGGCCGCACGAAACGAGGAUAAGCCUGUUUGGGUUUAUGUGAUCUUCCGAAAGAACCACUGUAGCGGUCAUGAGAAAAUGACCGUUAAUAUCAGUUUCGAUGGACCAAUCUUCUGGAAUCGUCAAGUGGUGUAUAUUUAUUGUUGCAGUUGUCAUUUUCAUGAACAUGAGCCUAUGCCUAUGGGUAAGCCGGAAAAAGAAAUAUUGCCCAAAAAUUUUACGCUAACUCUUGGAUUUCGUGAGUUGACACGCUUUCAAUUUCCAUUGGACUCACGCAGCUUUGAAGCACCUCGAAUAUCAAACAAUAUGUAUUCAUCAUUGCAGGGACCAUUGAUGACGUUGCUGAGGAAAUUCGAGCAUCGUGUUGAACGAGUUUGUAUAGUGGAUAAACCGGUUGAUUACUCCUUUUUGCCGGACAGCUUCUUCUCAUAUAUGGCCAAAAAUAUGCCACGAUUAGAGUUCAUAUACCUUCGAGAAUUGGACCUCGAAAAGAUCAAUCGAGGUACAGUUGUGGAGCUUGCGCAGCAUACGGCUCUCAAGAAAUUCAUCGUUCACGGAUGCCGAAACUAUGAGGUUCUUCAAGAUUUCAAGAAUCUACCUCAGUUGCUAGUCGUUAAAGGCGAAAUCGUAGGACUAAAGGCCAUGAUCGGUGAAUUGGACUUCGAUGAGCCUGAAAGUGCAUCUGAAGCAUCAAGUCAAGGGAAGUCGAAGACCGUUUCAAGCAGUGAAUCAGCGUCUGAAGAACCUCUAUCGUCUAACUCAAAAGAGUCCUCUUCAACCCAGUUAACCGCCAUUGAAGUAGGCAUCCAAAAUGUUGGAGUCACAGACUGA
Molecule: messenger RNA, 888 nt
Organism: Anisakis simplex (herring worm)
Lineage: Eukaryota; Metazoa; Nematoda; Chromadorea; Rhabditida; Anisakidae
Source: the annotation of a GenBank genome assembly